Messenger RNA from Saccostrea echinata, 1203 nucleotides. RefSeq lists its product as uncharacterized. The transcript is spliced from 6 exons. The coding region runs from base 1 to 1203 and encodes 400 amino acids. Lineage: Eukaryota; Metazoa; Mollusca; Bivalvia; Ostreida; Ostreidae. Gene Ontology annotation, molecular function: scavenger receptor activity. The record is from RefSeq and is a predicted model, not a curated record.
AUGACAGAACAAAAGAAAAAACAUUCUUUGCAAACUAUUUCAGCUGUCAAUCGGCACACGGGAUUUUCUGUUUUUGUAUUUGAUGACUCGUCUUUUACACCGCCUUAUGGAUAUGGAGAAAAAGUCUAUUCCCACAAUCCUUCUACGUGCCCACAGGUAGAGAUGAAUAUAACAGUCAAUAAAGUGACUCAAGGAAUAGCUCUGUAUAAUUCAAAGAAUCCUCCCUUGGACACAAACUGCACAGAAUAUGAACCGACAUUUGCUACCAUUGAAAUAUGCGAAGUACUUGUUAUAGAAAACAUCGCCUUAAAUAUGGAGUAUAAAGGCAUUGCUUCAAAUAGUUAUCCAUUUGUUGGAAAAUAUGCUGCAGACAAAGCUGUAGAUGGACACCUUCAAGAGAAAAGUGGUGAAGAUACCUGUAGUUUUACACAGGCUGAAGUAUCAAAAACAGCAUGGUGGAAGUUUACUCUGAGACGGUUGGCUAACAUAGCAUACUUACAAAUCUACUUUAGAAAAGGCACUGUGAAUCGCCAUACAGGGUUCUCUGUGUUCGUAUUCAAUGAAUCAUCAUACACACCACCGUCUCAUAAUGGAGCAAAAGUGUUCACUCAGAAUCGGUUAUCUUGUCCAUCGCAGGAGAUGAGAGUGGAUGUUAAUAAAUUGGCCAAGGGAAUAGCAAUCUUUAACUCAAAGGACCCUCCGCUAUCGACAAGUUGUGAAGGAUAUGAACCAUCUUUUGCUACCACUGAGGUCUGUGAAGUAAUGGUUAUGGGGUGUAAAUCUCAUCAUUACGGAGAACCCUGUGUGUCAUGCUCAACGAAGUGUUUAAAUAGACAGUGUGAUGUUGAUGAUGGAUCUUGUAUUUAUGGCUGUAGUGCCCGCUUUAUGAAUCCACCUGGUUGUUCUAUUUGUAAUAUUGGCUAUUAUGGACAAAAUUGUGAACAUAUGUGUGGUAAAUGUAAACCUGGAACCUACUGUAACAACAUCACAGGAAUCUGUCCAAAUGGAUGUCAAAACCGCUGGAAUGGAUUAAAAUGUGACGUGUGUAAAAAUGGUUAUUACGACAUCAAUUGCACAAGGACAUGUGGUCAUUGUAAACCAGGAACAUAUUGUCAUAAUAUAACGGGGAUUUGUCCAGAAGGAUGUGAUGAUCACUGGAAUGGUUCUCAAUGUGACAGUAUGUGCAAUUCAGAAAAUCUAUAA